Prunus armeniaca (apricot) is the source of this 798-nucleotide messenger RNA. The record is from the annotation of a GenBank genome assembly. Lineage: Eukaryota; Viridiplantae; Streptophyta; Magnoliopsida; Rosales; Rosaceae.
AUGGCGCUUCAUGGAUCUAGUUUCUGCUUAAAUGGAAAUGGUUCUUUUAGGGAAUUUUACAGCUUGCCGUGUUCCUGCAAUUAUAGUUUCGGGAUGCUUCAUCAUCUCUCUUCACCUUCUUUAAAGCAAUACAAUUUAGUUGUAGCAAAGACGUUUGGAAGGGGGAAUAAAAAUCAGUUUUUGCCUGGGGAUCGUCGUAUCAAAUUGCGGACUGAAAGACCCACAUCCUCUAUUCAGGCCUCUGGUUUACGGUUAUUAAGACCAUGUAAUGUGAAAGGCGAUGACUUAAAGGAUAAUGCAAGUGGCGAAAGCGUCUUAUUGGAUGUGCAAACCUUGGAGCGUGAUCUAGACAUUGCCAUUGCAGAGGAGAACUAUGCUAAAGCAGCACAAAUUAGGGAUAGCCUCAAACUUCUGCGCCAAGAUAGUACAACUUCUGUUUUAGCAGCAAAUGCUCAAUUUUACGAGUCAUUCAGGAUUGGGGAUCUAGCUGCCAUGCAAGCCCUUUGGGCCAACCGGAAAGAAGUCUGUUGUGUGCACCCUGGUGCACGUGGGAUAUAUGGUUAUGAAGAUGUUAUGACUAGCUGGGACUAUGUAUGGGCGAACUAUGAAUUUCCGCUAGAGAUUGAGCUGAAAGAUGUCAAUGUUCGUGUUAUAGGGGAUGUAGGGUAUGUUUCUUGUGUGGAAUUGGUUAAGACAAAGGGUAGCAGUUGGGGGGGACAGUUUGCAACAAAUGUGUUUGAGAGAAUUGAUGGUAAAUGGUUUAUCUGCAUUCACCAUGCUUCAGUUCUUGACUUGUGA